Molecule: messenger RNA, 10024 nt
Organism: Lytechinus pictus (painted urchin)
Lineage: Eukaryota; Metazoa; Echinodermata; Echinoidea; Temnopleuroida; Toxopneustidae
Product: GTPase-activating protein and VPS9 domain-containing protein 1-like
Exons: 17
Coding region: 1-4005 (1334 amino acids)
Biological process (GO): vesicle-mediated transport
Cellular component (GO): endocytic vesicle; cytosol
Molecular function (GO): guanyl-nucleotide exchange factor activity; small GTPase binding
Source: RefSeq, a predicted model, not a curated record
AUGGUGUUUUUGGAUCGGAACAAUAUUUCCUAUGUAAGAAAUGUGCUCUCGGCUAACCCAGACCAAACACUCUUCAAAGAGCUAGAAGGUCACCUUGCCAGCUUGCCAGCCACCACCCCUCAUGCUCCUUCAGGGGGGCAGAGGUCCACCCCUACCACCACCACCACUGGUCCUCAAGGUAGCCAGAUCACCUCUCCCAUAAAGCCGGGUAUUCCCCCAGGGUCGUCAUCCCCUAACCUGAGCGGUAGCUUCAAGGGGAAUCUUGCUUCAAUAGUGUCGAGUAGUGUCGCCAAGAGGAUGGGCAAGACAAGUGCGGUCAGUCCGCCUGGUGGUGGUGGUCAAGACGAUGAGAGUCUGGAGAUCAUGGGUCAAGCUGAAUGUGUAGUGGUCACUCAGCCAGAGGAUGUAUUGGUCAUUGGUCUGAGUAAUCAGGUCAAUGAGUGUCCAGGGAUGAUGUCCGAGACAAAGGUUCUUAGUUCGCUACCCCAGAAGGCAAAGAAGACGAAUUCCAUCGACGCCUCUCAGAUCCGGAGCGGUGGUAACCUGGCGUCCAUCAGCGAGAUGCCCGAGAAGCAUCUGAGAUUCUCAGCCGAUGCGUCGGGGAACAGCGAUAACAUGAUGGAGGCCAUGUCUAUAGGUGCAUCCAAUUCAGUCUACUCCAUGGAUCUAGAGGGGGAGAAUGUCAGCAAUCUGAGUGGACGGAACACCCCAAGGUCGGCCAUCAGCAUGGCCAGCAGCACUACGGAACACAACAGACCUGAAAUCAUUGACUCGACCCAGCUCCCAAACAAUACAAACAUCACAGACCAGUUUGGGAAGUUUGACAUCGGCACCAACCUCCAAGAUGUCAAGAAUAUGGUGCCAGAAACUUUCAGCGAGACGUGGAGCACGGACGUGAUCGGCAGCGACACCUCGGAACCUCUCCCCAAUGAUCAUCUCCAGGAGAUAGCCGAGGAGGAGGCCAACCUUCAGGGAGCCACAGCUUCCUUCCUGGACGUCCAUCCACCUCUCAAUGAUCCCCAGGAGACGGGCAGCGAGACCUGGAGCGUUGACGUCCUGCAGAGCGACUCGGAGCAAGUUGAAGAUCGACUUCAAGAGGUGGAAGAUGGCCAGUUGGACUUGGCGGGUGUGAUGACGGAGCACGAAUCAGAGCAGCUCCUGGCUAAGGUUGGCACUGAGGCUGGUUCCAGGAGGAGCUCAUCAGGAGAAAGCCAUAGCGUCGGCAGGAGCUCCAGUAAUGACAGCCCUAGCGUGGAGGAGUGUGCCAAGAAAGGGGCAAACCUAUCACUGGAGUCAACUAGUUCUAAGCUGGCUAAUCUGUUUCCAUCCGAUGACAUCACCUCAGGUCAUCCACAGCGUCCUAGAGAUCCUGCCAUGUAUGACCGGUCGGACAAGCCACCGACCAUCCCUGCCCGACCACCUAAAACACUCCCAACGGCCAAUAUAGGAGGGUCUUAUGAUGCCAUCCACACUGCCGGAUAUCCUGUCCAGAGGAAUGGACAUGGCCCAGACCUGACCAAGAGCACAAAGUCCUUGUCUGCUCUGGAUGUGGACAGUGUCCUCCAGGACUUUGACCCUCUCAGCACCCCUUCACCGUCUACCAGCCCCUUUACCAUGUCCAUGAAUGGGAACGUCCCAACGGUGAAGAGAACCAACCUGCCGCAAGGGGCCAAGCCCAAGGUUAGACCAUCGCCUCAACCUGCUCAAGGGAUGCCUGUCGGUGGCGGUGGAGCAAGGUAUAGUGACAAUCUAGGUUCAUUUAAUCCAAUCUACGAGAUGCAUAAUAAAGCAUUCCAGCCUGCUACUGCCAAUCAGGACAAUCUCUUCAAUGUCAACCCUAACAGUCAGUUCACCAUCAUAAAUCAUGGCUUCUCUGAACAGGGUAUGCCUCAAAAUACCCAGAGGGACUCCCACUACCUGUCAGGCUAUGCCAACCCCUUAGCCAGCUUUGACACUCUGCCAUCCUCAGGGUCACACCCCUCUCCCUUUGGACCGCCUUCCCAAGCGCAGUCGACCUCCUUCCCCGUCAGGAACUCCGUAGGAGGGUCAGACAGCGGAGUUACCUCUGGGGAAUCCGCCUCCAACAGUGAUCACUUCUCCAACCGAGCGGACAGUUCCAUCAGUACAGCCAGCAGCGGAAGCAUGUCACUCCUGAUGGUGUCAUCUGAUAGCUUCAAACCUGUGGAAGCCAAUCAGAUGUCCAGUGGUGAAUGGCCUAUCAUGGACAAUCAGGGGAGCACCAACUUCCUUUCGUCGCCCAGCUCAAGCACUGGCGCGAUCGUAGGAAGCUCGGAAGACAGCGAUUCAAAGCUUGGGAGCACGCCCUCGUUUGACAGGUCUAUCAGUAGUGACAGCUAUGAGAUGGAGGGAGGUCCUGACAGUCCAGAUAAAGGCAGAUCGUGGUUCAAGAAGAAAAUCAAGCAAAUCAACAGGUCCAUAGGAUCAGCCCGUGCUAAAUCACAAAAGGACAAGUCCGGCAAUAGCAGAGAAGACACGGCCUGGUCAUCACAGACCACGCAACUGACCGCCAAAGAAGCUAGAGGCUCAUCAGAUAAUCUACAAAUCAUUCCAAACCCUGCUCUUGUACCAGACCUCUUUGAUGCUGAACAAAGCUUGAAGGAUGGAUCAGUACCGGAGACAAGCAGUGAGGAUAUUCUUAAUAAGUACCGUGACCUUGGUAAAGGUCGUUCCACUGACCAUUUAGAGGCCACCGAGGAUAGCAUUACUGAUGGGACAAAUGCAGACUCUUCCACUGAAGACGACUCCGGUAGCCAUGGCGACAAACCCGACUCCAACAGCACCGAACCCAGUAGCUCUGCCGACUCUGAGAACUUGGAAUCCACCUACGCAUUCAACGACGCCAAGCGAAAGCUGCGGAUCGUGCUCCGCUCGGCCGACCUCCACACCUUCUCCUCCCUGUCCAAUCCCAGCGUGCAUUGCAGGACGAGGGGCGGGGUCAUGGGGGACAUGGGAGAUGGGAAGGAGAUGUCCCGUUACCCCGAGAACGAAUUAGUGGCUUUUCUGAAGGUCCAGCUUGCCGAAGCAAUGAAUCUCCAGGAUAAAGCUCUGAUUGCUCAGCUCAGAGAAACGCUCCGAUGUGUGGGCAACUUUGAUAAUGAAGGAUGUCGUAAGUUACUAGCAGUACUGCGUGAGGAAUACGAGGCCAGGUCACCAUAUAUAGCAUACCUGGUGAGGUCUCGGAAAGGCUUAGCUCUCUCCAAGGCUCAUCUUGAGAGACAACUUGAAAGAAUUCAGAGGGACAAGGAGGUGGUGAAUAAGUUCUUUACGAUGGUGUGUGUAAGGUUCUUCUUAGAGAGACAGGAACAGACUAUCAUCAAGUUCAUUACAGACUUCAAGGCUCUUACAGCUGCAGAUGAAAAGACCCACCUGGUUAAGUAUUAUCUUUCUACACUGAAUGGCUGGAUUCAACAAGAUCCAAUAUGGCAAGCUGCCAGUGAGACCCAGAAACAAGAUGCUGAGGUAGCCACCGAGAGAGCCAUCAUGAGCCGGAUCUAUAAGCUCGCCCUCUACCCCAACGGAGACGGCGAUAUCCUCCGAGAUCAGCUCUUCAAUCAACACAUCCAGAGGCUCGGAAGAGUGGUGUCGGGAUCCCACAAGGCCCUGCAGAUCCCGGAGAAGUACAGGAGAGAGUCGCCCUGGCCGGCUGCGCAGGCAGAGAUAUUGAACAUCAAUGCUUAUAAGACUCCCAAGGACAAGGUGCAAUGUGUUCUGAGAUGCUGUACGAUCAUCAUGAACCUGCUCAGCAUGGCGGACGGUGCAGCACCUCCAGGUGCCGAUGACUUUGUCCCAGUCCUCAUGUUUGUUCUGAUCAAAGCCAACCCCCCUAGUUUACUCUCUACCAUCCAGUAUGUCACCAGCUUCUACCUAGAAAGCGACCCCUACAGCGAUAGCGACGGAUCAUCAGGCAGCGGAGAAGAGCGAUACUGGUGGAUGCAGUUCAAUGCGGCCGUAGAGUACCUAAAGACUAUUGAUGAUAGAAAAUAAUAAUUGUACCUUGUAAAAGAAUGGCUUGUUAUCCCAACAGCGAUAGCGACAGAUCAUCGGGCAGCGGAGAAGAGCGCUACUGAUGGAUGCAGAUCUAUGCGGAUGUAGAGUAUCUAGAGACUUAUGAUGAUAGGAGGUAGUGCUUGUAUCCGGAGAAAGACUGAACAAAGAUUGGCUUCUUGAUGAUACUGACAGCAAAAGCAACAGGUCAUGAGGCAACGGAGAAGAGUGCCACUAGUGGAUGCAGUUCAACGUAUCUGAAAACUAUUGAUGAUAGGAAAUAGUGCUUGUACCUCAAGAAAAAAUUUCUUCUUGAUGAUUUGAGAAUAUCCCUUGCUGCUUGGCUUCUGCCUAGAAAACAAUCCAGUCAAUUUCAGUAGAUAUGUCUGGCAUUGGCAGUUUUUAGAGGUAUGCAUCAUCUCAAAGCAAUUACAGAGAGGAACCCUUUUUCAAUGAUGUACUAUAACAGCUGUAUUAUUAUCUUCAGUCACCUUCUACCUUUAUAAGCAGUUGUGUUGGAAGCUUUUCAAUGAAGCUUGCCAGGAUUUGUGUCAUAUAUGUACUGUUUGGGAUUUCUGUCACAAUUGGUUAUCCAUAGUGAAACCACAUUUUUAUUCCAGAAUCUGAAUAAAACCAAUGUUUCAGGAUAAGGGCCUUUGUAUUUAGCUGCCCUAGUACUUAUUUUUUAUUACUAUUGGCCUUGUAAAACUACAGAAUUAUUGCUUUCUUACAACCAAUUUGAAUCAUUAGGGGAAGAUUUCAUGAAGGAGGUUGACUUUGAGGGACAGAAGUUAUAAGCUACUGAAAUCACUGCAUCUGAUUUACCGAGAUCAAAUUUAUAAGUUGAAAUCACAAGGUGUUUUGUGAAACCUGCUCCCAGGCAUGAAUUGAUAUGAUAAUUUUAUGACUGCUAUUUGACUGAAAUCUAAUAACCUGAAAUAAGUAGGUCAUUGAACUCUUAAUAAUUAUAUGUUAACUUACAUUAAUCUGUAAUUCAAAAGCAACUAUGGCCUGCAUAAUAUGCAUGUAAAAGUUUUAUUUCAUAUUGAAAAUGAAACCGAAUUCAUUCAAAGUUUUUUGAUGAUACAGAAGUUUGUUUAUUUUUGGAAUGGAUUUUAUCUUUCAAAAUCUGGAGACUUAUCCACUAAAGCCACAACGCCCCUUAUGAUGUAUUUACAAUUUUUAUGAAGUAUUUAAAUGACUUUAUAUAGCAUUUUGAUUUUUUCACUCUAAAGUAUUAUUGCUUGGUUACUAUUUUCAUCGCAUUUUUAAAACAUGCAUAGUGGAAUACCUGACUACUGGGUAUUAAUUUCAUUCACAGUCAGUAGUCAGUCAAUAGUUUCAGAACUUUAACUCUCUGAUCUCUAUAUUAAGAAAACUGGAUAUCUCUUGGGCACUUUUUUGUGAUGUGACAGACCCACCAUGUUGCUACUCCUACUCAGAAGAGCCACUUCACAUACUUAGUCUGUAUGGCCCGUAUUCUGAAGUCAGGUUUAACUUAGACCAUGGUCUAACUCUGUGCUAAAAUUAUGGGGAGCGAAAAGUUCAAAAAUUAUGUUAAUAUUGUAUAUUUGUUAUGUUUACUAUUUUGUUUCCUUUUGCUUUUAUAAUGAAGAAAAAAACUUAAGUUAUCAUUUCCAGACAAUUAUGAACAAUUUGGGUGUCAUAUGAGUCAAUAAAUUGAAUGUAUACUGUAAGGGAUUUGUGCUCCAAUUGGCUAUCCAUAGCUAAACCACAACUUCAAACCAUGGUUUAAUUUAAACGUGACUUCAGAAUACGGCCUAUUGUGUUUCGGAUUCUACUCCUACAUGUAAACCCCGGUUCAAAUUUGAUUCAAAGUCAGCUGUACACUGUCCAUGUAUGUAUCAUCAGGCCCCGUCUUACAAAGAGUUAUGAUUGAUCCAAUCAAUCGUCACUCUACGGAAAUCCAUCAGUGUCAUAAUUUUUUAUACAGGACAUUUGUAAAAUGUCCUUUGUAUACAAAGAAGAACACACUAAAUUGUCAAGAAAUCAAUGAAUUUAUGGAUAUACAUACAUAUCUAGACAUUUUUUUGAACAAACAUGCACUUUAUAUGUUGACUUUGCUGGCUUUCCAUAGUUGCGAUUGAUCGGAUCAAUCGCAACUCUUUGUAAGAUGGGCACCAGUUUAAAGGGCUGUGGAACAAUAUUUGACUAAUUAUAAAGAUAAGAAAGUAUAAAUGUUCAUGUGAAUGCAGAGAAAGGUUUUCAGCAUAUAGAUGUCUGCCCACAUCGGUGACAUGUAUUGCAUGUAUGAUGUGGACGGGCCAGUGAGAUCUUCAGGGGGUAUUUUCACAAAGAGUUAAGUGCAACUUUAUGCAUUAUAUUAUCACACGCAACUUAAAAUUUUAGAAUUUAAAUCACACUUGACUCUUUAUGAAAAACCACUUUGUAUGCAUUGGCGCUUAAACAGGAGUUUUGGUCAUUUAUAACUGCUUGUGAAAUACCCUGUGUAUGCGUUGGCGCUUAAUAAGCAUGACUUAACAUCAUUCUUAAUUCCUUUUCAAAUGCCUUCUGUACCCUGUCCCGUUGGUACAUAAGCAUGACUUAAGUGAGUCUUUAAGUCUAAUUAUAAUAGCUUUCUUGACAUUCAGGUCAGUUAAUAGUUUACAUACUAAAAAACUUACACAGUUUUGAAGUCUCAGAUUGUAUUUUUACAUAGUCAAGAAUGUGAAAAACAUUCUUUUAAACAAGUUCUUAGUUAUUAGAUAUAUGUUCGUUUUUAAUUACAUAUUUUUUUAUUCAAUCUCAUUGCCUAAAAAUGUUUGAUGUUGAAAUAGGGGUUUAAAUGGCUUUAAAUAUAUUAUACUUUUAGCACAAAGUGUAUCUGCGUUACUGUGCUUAUUUCUUUACUUCUGUCAUCUUUUCGUUAUGAAAACUAAUGCACAAAAUUGAAAUUAUCGGGCUUAAAUGGUAUGAAGAUACUGUAUGUAUGGUGAAAACAUGUACAAAUUGUAAAUGGAAAUCUCUAUGCGUGUGUUUCACAUUUUCCAGCAUUAUCAAUGUUUGAGUGCUAUGUUAUACAUGUAGGUAAACUGUUGUGGUUUUUAUUCUUUUGGUGUAUUUUUCAUGUAAUCUGUAAUACAUCGCUGCUUCACAUUCAGAAUGUGAAUUCUAUUUCAUUUAUUUUUUAUAUUUGCUGUUAUUGGACAAAGUGUAAUUGCAUUUUAAUGAAAACAAUGUGAUGACAAGAAUUUGAGAUAAAAUUUAGAGAUUAAAGUAGUGCAUGAUUUCGUACUACUUUAGGAACACCAGCCUGGUGUUAAUUGAUUUUUUUUAAUUACAUUUUUAUUCUGGUACAAUGUACAAUGCUUCCCCUCACUGGUAAUAGAUUGAUUAGCUCAUAGCCACUUGUUCUACGUCCACUUGGUCUGAAUAAUUCCAAUAUUGUCUAAACAGAAUAUGGUCAAAACAAAGUAAAGGGUAUUAAAUCUCAUUCAAGUAAUCGUGGCACACCAAGAAAACCGCAUUUGAUGAAGAAAUUUGAAAAUACCACGACUAAAAACAUUGAUUACUGCAAAACUGCCGUUUGUAAAAUGCAAAUGUGCUUUACCAGCUUCUCAUAAUUGAUGUACCCUUUCAGACUAAAAUAAUUUUUGAAAUCUCACUCGUCUUUUCAUUGCUAGUCCUUUCAAAUGCACGUUCAUGAAAAUAGUUCAAGAAAUACACUUUAUUCUUCUUUCCACUUCCAAGUGACUUUAAUAAAUAGUUCCUUGCAAAAGCAGUUACAGACACAGUGGCCCGUAUUUUAAUUGUACAUUUGCAAUGUUACAAAAUCUAUGGUUUAUGCAGAUUUCAUGUAUUAUGGCACUUCAAUUGUGCACUUUGCUAAAAGUGCACAUUUGCUCAAAAGUGCACUUUGUAAUUAGACUCCCCUUGGUGUUCGCGAUGAAAUAAGCGAAAUUAUGUACACUACCCUGCAUAAACCAUGGUUUUGUACCGUGGUGCAAUUGAAACAUCUUGUGUGAAUAAGGACCAGAAAGUAUGAGUGUGAAGUUUUUCAUAUCCAUGUUCAUAUGAGUGAACAUCAAACUCGGGAUAAGAGAGAAAGAUUUAAUUUGUUAAUUUGAUUUCUUCUUUAUUUACAUCAGGGGUUUGUUACAUAAAGCUUACCGAUUGAUCAUGGGGCUGACAUAUACGACUGAUUGCAUUGAUCAGUCGUAAAUCAGUAUUUGUAAAUGUCAUGUUACAGUGAUUCAACAUUGGCUGAUUUCUACGAUUGAUUGCAUUGAUCCUUCGUAAAAUCAGUAUCUGUAAUUGUACAACGCCUACUUAGCUUGUUGUACGCGAGCAAAUGGGAGAUUGAAUGUCAAACAUUCGUACCGUUGCACACAAGACAUACCAUCCAAAAUGUACCGUUGCACGGCUUUAGGAGGUAACGUCACAAUACGAUUUAAUUCAUUGCGCUCAGCAAAAAUGAAGAUGCAAUAUGCAUAUAGCCUGCUGGCUAAAUGUGCAACGCUGCCCAAGAUCAUGUGCACUUGUGGUAUUUUGCUUUUCGCUCUCAAUAUUUUUGCUCCCUUUUCAUAGAUCACUACAGGGAAAAACUCUUUGUUUUUUUCAUAUUUUCGCUAGAUUCCAAGGUGUUAUACAACACAAAUAGCGAAUAUUCCUAUUCGUGCAAUGUUGCGAGAUUUUGCAUUCGGUGAUAUAGAUAUGCUCUAUUCAACUUGGUUAAUGCCUCAUUGAAUAGAGCAUCUUUCUUUCACCUCAUGCCAAAUCUCGCAUUAUCGCACUCAUGCCUAUUCGCUAUUUGCAUAAUGCUAUGUCACAAUGAUUCAACAUUGGCUGAUUUCUACAAUUGAUUGCAUUAAUCAGUCGUAAAAUCAGCCGUACAAUCAAUCUCUAAACCUUAAUGUGACAGGGCCCAAGUCUUUUCAUUGUAUAAUUUCAAGUAGGGUGUUGGCGUUGGUGUUGAAAUUUGGAUUGCUUCCCCUAGCUCCAAAACUUAUUCAGAGUUUGUAAAACUGAUCCAGAUCACAUUAUUGACAUCUCAACAAGUAGUGAGUGACUUUUUGAGACCAUCUUCAUUUUAUGUUUGGUGUUAUAAUCGUGUAAAAAUUGACCUAACACCCAACACCAAGAGGUCAACACUGAACUUGAAAUCACCCAUUGUAUUUUACUAGUAUGUGGCCGUGAUUGUAUGAUUUCAAGCACGGUGUUGGCCUUGGUGUUGGUGUUGAAAUUUGGAUUGCUUCCCCUAGCUCCAAAACUUAUUCAGAGUUUGUAAAACUGAUCCAGAUCACAUUAUUGACAUCUCAACAAGUAGUGAGUGACUUUUCAGGACCAUCUUCAUUUUAUGUUUGGUGUUAUACUCGUGUAAAAAUUGACCUAACACCCAACACCAAGAGGGCAACACUGAACUUGAAAUCGCCCAAAUUGUAUUUUAAUAGUAUGUGGCCGUGAUCAGAAAUGACAAAAUGACAUGGCAACAUUAGCAAAAUUUCUUAUAAAUGGUCAAGUGUUUUAUUGGUAAUGUCUAGGCCCUCUUACACAAAGGUUUUUUAUCAAUCACAAAAAUUACAGUGGCCAAUGAAGGUCAAUGUUUCAAUAUUAUUUUCUUAAAAGCACUCAUAGAUAUCAAUCAGAAAUGUCAAUUUGCCAAUUAGCAAUCAAUCUCAAACUUUUGUGAUAUUGUAUUGUACCCUUGAAUGCUUGGGUCCUAAUUAGAGAGUUUCUAUUCAUUUUCAUGUAUUAACAACAUAUGUCAUUUCUAAAAGUUAUUUCAUAUUAUGCCCUAAACAUUAAUCUUAUUUUAUAUAUAAAGUUAUCUCGUUGUAAAGUUAUACAUUUUUUUCAAAGAAUAUUUUAAGUUUGGUCUCCAAAUACGAUGGGGCAUUAUUUACAUUUCUAUAUUCCCAUUUUAGUAACAUUAUACACGAUGAUAUAAUAUUCAAUUUAUGAACAGUUACAAAAUCUACCAAAUUUACAUAAACUCUUGAGUACUUUUUAUAUUUUUCUAUUAAUGAAGCAUUCUUCAGAUUUAUUAAAUUUUUUACCA